Messenger RNA from Saccharomyces cerevisiae S288C, 675 nucleotides. It is a transcript of the gene OCA6, whose product is annotated as protein-tyrosine-phosphatase. Gene Ontology annotation, molecular function: protein tyrosine phosphatase activity. Gene Ontology annotation, cellular component: cytoplasm. NCBI's taxonomy places the organism in Eukaryota, Fungi, Ascomycota, Saccharomycetes, Saccharomycetales, Saccharomycetaceae. Bases 1 to 675 code for a protein of 224 amino acids. The record is from RefSeq and is marked reviewed. The transcript has a single exon.
AUGACACUAGUGACUCCGUUACAAUUUUCGACUGUACAGCCAAAUUUAUAUAGAGGAUCUUACCCACGAGAAAUCAAUCUCCCAUUCCUGAGAACCCUUAGAUUGAAAUACAUAUUAUCUUUGACACCAGAACCUUUGAGCACUGAUCCUCUAAUGGUAAAGUUUUGUGAAGAAAAUAACAUUAAGACAAUUCAUAUAAAAUGUCAAAGUGAAAGAAAGGCAGACAAGACCAAACCCAAGAUUAAAAGGAAAAAGAAAACAGUUCCUAUUGAAUACGAUGUUGUAGUACGAUGCGUUAAAUUUCUGAUUGAUAAAGGGCAUUACCCCUGUUAUAUGCACUGUACGAAUGGUGAAUUGAUAAUAUCUCUCGUAGUAGCAUGUAUGAGAAAGUUUUCAUAUUGGAGUACGGUAUCCAUACUAAAUGAGUUUUUGGUGUAUAAUUCCAGCAUCAAUAUUCAUGAAAGAAAUUUCAUUGAAAACUUUAACUCUGAAAUCGAAGUUGACGAUCUGGAUAUAAAGGAUAAAGUUCCCUGGAUUACCGUGCGAUAUAUUGCAAGGACAGCCACAGAAUCAAAAGAUGAGUUGCGUGUUGAUGAUGCUAAUGCGUCUGAAAAAGUUGCAAGAGUAAGUAGCGUGUCAAAUUCUUUGCCAAAACUAAAAUUUCAUAGUAUGUAA